UUAGUAAGGCAGACAACCAAGCCAUCAGCUAACCAAUCAGUCAGUCAUUCAGUCUGUCUGCGGCAUUGCGCUUUCCUAGUCUGCACAUUUUUUCGCUGUGCGCGUAAAGUGUCGAGCGUAUUGAGCGCAUUGAAGUUGUUCGAGCUCGUAAUCAUGAAAUUUUUUUCCACAUUUGUCGCGUUUUUCCUCACCUGCAUUGUUUUCCAUUACAAUUGCAAUGCACAGCCAAUCGAUCGAUUGGCGGCUGCCACAGCGGCGGGUAUAAUUAUCGAUGCGGCACCUUCGGUGGUCUCCUAUCAGGGCUCUUCGCAGGCGCAUGCGCAUCUCGUACUAGCGCCCAUGGGUCGGUCUUUGGGCUAUGUGGAACCGUUGGAUGUGAAUCGUACAUUGGCGCGAAAUGAACGCUUAGACGAACGACACGAAGUGCUGGAUAUCAGUCCGGUGUAUGUGCCAGAGUGAAGGGCGCCUGUGCACUGAGUGGGGUGCACAAGCAUUAAACGAACAAAGUGAACCGUUGUUCAUACAUACCUAUGUAAAUAUGUUUAUAUGUAGGCCUGUGCAAAAAGCAGCUAUUAAUGCGUGCUUGCUAUUUUUUCCUAUUCGAUGAUAGAUUGAUAAUAUUUGUGUUGAUAUUUUUAUGUACGAGUAUAAGUGAAUUUUAGUGAAUGUUGGUGUUUCUAAUGAACUUAGAAAGCUUUAAAUUUUUGUAUUAAUA
This is a messenger RNA of Anastrepha obliqua, 715 nucleotides long. RefSeq lists its product as uncharacterized. NCBI's taxonomy places the organism in Eukaryota, Metazoa, Arthropoda, Insecta, Diptera, Tephritidae. The record is from RefSeq and is a predicted model, not a curated record. The coding region runs from base 154 to 459 and encodes 101 amino acids. The transcript has 2 exons.